CGGCUCAGUGAUUCGCUCCGCCGGCUGUUGCCUAGGGGACGAGCCGCCUGCGGCGCGCAGCCAAGGGCGGUUGGGAUGAGGCCGGGGCGUUUGCACGGGCGGCCGGGAGAUCCGCAGAUGCUUUUAAGGAUGGCAGCACUAUUCCCUUCACUGCCACAUUAUUUCUGGACGAAGUGGAUGUAGUGCUAGGAAACGGGACCGAUGACUUCAGCAACUGCUAUGGCAGCUCACUCACUCGCUCACAUAACAGCAACGUUCUAGAUGCCCAUGCUGGAAAGGAGAAUAUUGUAAUAUUUGAGGAUCGUCUAACCUCUCCUUGCAAAAUGAAUCGUUAUACAACUAUGAAACAACUUGGAGACGGGACAUACGGGAGUGUUUUGAUGGGAAAGAGCAACGAAACAGGGGAGCUUGUAGCCAUCAAAAGAAUGAAAAAGAAAUUCUACUCUUGGGAUGAAUGUAUGAAGUUGAGAGAAGUCAAGUCACUGAAGAAACUGAAUCAUGCCAAUGUGAUAAAGCUGAAAGAAGUUAUCAGAGAAAAUGAUCAUCUGUAUUUUGUGUUUGAGUAUAUGAAAGAAAACCUGUAUCAGUUAAUGAAGGACAGGAAUAAGUUGUUUCCAGAAUCCGUCAUCAGAAACAUUAUGUAUCAGAUAUUGCAAGGGCUAGCUUUUAUCCAUAAACAUGGUUUUUUUCACCGGGAUAUGAAACCUGAAAACCUUCUCUGUAUGGGUCCAGAACUUGUUAAAAUAGCUGAUUUUGGAUUGGCUAGAGAGUUAAGAUCUCAGCCGCCAUAUACUGAUUAUGUUUCUACCAGGUGGUAUCGCGCGCCUGAGGUUUUGCUGAGAUCUUCUGUUUAUAGUUCCCCUAUUGAUAUAUGGGCCGUUGGCAGCAUAAUGGCUGAACUGUAUACACUAAGACCUCUCUUUCCGGGAACAAGUGAAGUUGAUGAGAUCUUCAAAAUUUGCCAAGUGUUAGGAACCCCAAAGAAGGGUGAUUGGCCAGAAGGGUUCCAGCUUGCAGCCGCAAUGAACUUCCGCUUCCCCCAGUGUGUCUCCAUAAACUUAAAGACACUCAUUCCGAAUGCUAGCAAUGAAGCUGUCCACCUUAUGAACGAAAUGCUGAACUGGGAUCCAAAGAGGCGGCCCACAGCGAGCCGAGCACUGAAAUUUUCCUACUUCCAAGUUGGUCAAGUUUUAGGCCCACCUCCGCAAUGUCUGGACCAGAAGCAGCCUCCUUUCAAGUCAGUCCCGCCGACGGAGCCAAAGCCCUCUCUGCCCAGUCUAGAACCGAUGUCAAAAUUAGAACCUGUGUCCAAGCCAGAAUCUCAGUCUUCCCCAGACGCACCUGACCGGUUCCAGCUUCAGUCUCUGCCCAAGAGUAAUCAGCAGCCCCUCCAGCCAAUUCAGCUCCCGCAGAACUCAACCAAUCAGCAGCUGUCAAAGCCGCAAGAACUCUUCUUUCCAGCCAUCAAUAAAAACUCUCCAAAGCAAACAGCCACAGGACCUUCUAGUGGGGCCAUGGGCCUGAAAAAUUGUCGGCGGCGAUGGGGUCAAACUGUAUUAAAGACCACAGAUAGCUGGGAUGAUUUUGAGGAUGCAGAAUUUGGACAUUCAUAUUCUAAGAAACCCAGCAUUACAACGAUACAUGAAAAGAAAUCCAAGGAAUCUCUCUUUAGUGUUCCUAAGUCCCCUUUGUCAUGCCAGCCAGGAGGAGAAAACAGAGUUCUGAAGAGAAUCGACUCUGGGAUAUCCACUACAUCAGCGAAGCAAUACUACCUUAAGCAAUCAAGAUACAUACCUGGUGUAAACCCUAAGAAUGUCUCCUCAGGAGCAGCCAAUAAAGAAGGAUGCCACGGAGCCUGGAACAAUUCUGUGUUUUCAAAACCGCUGGCGCCUAUUGGAGGUUUGUCCUUCAGCCGGGUCAACGCAGAAGAAAACUUAAUUAAACCAAUUGAAAAGCUGUCAUGCAAAGAAAGCGUGAAUGAAAAAUUAGAGGACUCAAAAGGAAACCCCGGCUUUGUAGGGGCCGCUUACAAUGCCCACGGAGGCUACAUCCCUUCCUUUCACAAAAGUGAAGCUGGUUCAGGUGGUCAGAGGAUACAGCUAGCGCCUCUUGGGCCAUCGGCCACAGCUGGCCGUGCUCCGUUGCCGGGACCUACUUACAACCCAGCCACAAAAGGCAUUAACAUCUUGACUCGCCCAACACCGAUACAGCCAGUUCAUGGAAGGACGGACUGGGUGGCCAAGUACGGAGGUCAUCGGUAGAGGCGCUUUCUCGAACACCAGGCGUGUCUGCUGUUGACUGUUCCAUUCUGUCCAUCUUUUUUAUUCUGCGAUACUUUAAAACACGUUUCUACAAAUAGAGUGUCGAUUCCUGAUGAAAUAAUUGAGAUCAUGUAUUUUAUUAUCUGGGGGUGGGGGGCAGCAUUAAUAAAUAUUUUAUUCUGAAAGCGUUCUUCAGAAUAAGUUACUCUACAGCAGGAUUUGUUUUUUUACAAAGUAUUCCAUAAAGUAUCUUGCCAAAGGUAUGAGGAUUUGAAUUCCUGCUAGAUGGAUUCCUUCUUUUUCCUUACAAUAAUAAUUUUAAAUGGCAUAAACGUGUCAACUAGUGUUAUCAACCACUGGAUAACUCUAGGCAUCUCACUCGAUGGAGACGGGCAAAAGGUGAUUUUCUUUUUCCAAGCUGAGGUUGUUUUGGGAACUUUUGGGUAAAUCAGAUUGAACAGUGUGAACAAAACGUAUUGGGCAGAAGAGAAUUUUAUGCGUCAUCAGACUGCAGCCUGAAUUGAAAUGAGUGGCUUUUGUUUGGGGCUGGGCUGUGCCCUUCCUGCCUUGGAUCUCACAGAAUGAGUCCAGAGGUAAACAAUGAAAGUGGUAAAGUAAUAAUUUUAGAAAGGUGAUAUAACCCUGAGUACCAAUUCCUUGUUGUAUUUGCAAGCAUAAAACUACUUUUGAUAAUGUAGACUUAGCUGCACAUAGCACGUCUUCUGACUGUACAAUGCCUGAGUGGGUCGGGAAGAGAUUUAUGUAACCAUUUUUUGACUUUGAUCCACAGACCUGCACGUACAGCAGUGGACUCCGCAUGUGCAUCUUGAGCAAACAGCCAGGGCUUUUAGCUUGGCCUGGCACUUAAAUGAGAGGCACUUGGAAUUGAAUUUCCUUGAGCAAGUGACUCAGGAGCAGAAGGCCAGACGUCCUCAUGCUUGCAAGGAGCUCUUGAUUUGGUGGGAAAGUUUUAUGGAGAUUGCUUGCAAGUGUGAUUCCAUAGCUAGAAAAUUAGCAUCUGAACGGUUGUGGGGGAAACAGUGCUUUCCUACGCAGAGGGCCAGUUAAUACGAUUGCCAAGAUAGGAAACGGAACAUAGUAAAUGUAAUUACAGAUUCAGCGCUAAUUUCUGUAUGCAAUGAGAUUCAGCUGCCUUCUCCCACACUGGCUUCCCACACACCUGCCCUUCCAACUUUCCUCCUUUUCACGGGAGAGAGUUCUUGUGUAGCAUCACAAUAAUUUAUAAAAAGUCUGAGCCACUAGCUUUGUUCUGGUUUGUUGCUCUUGUAGUGCCUUCCUUGGUAACCAAAGCUGAACAGCUAUAGAAUUCCCUGCUAGUUCCCAAAGGAAUUGCUUAUACCUGGUGACAUCUGCCAGAAUGUUUAUCCUUAAGUCUCUGUUCUGGCUGCUUGGGACAGAAACUGCACCUUCCUUCUAUAUGCCAUACAUUACAAAGUGGCUCAAAGACCUACGUGCUUUUCCGGGACAUAACUCAAAUGCUACAGAACCUUACAGUCACUCUGAGCUUUAUUCUUCUUCAGCUACUAAAUCUUGUAAUAUUUGUAAUAUUAAAGGUGACAAUCUAAACUUGUAAAAGUAGCAUGUAUUGUACGUUAUUUUAAACAUGUAAAAUCUUAAAAGACUUGUUCCAAGGUUGACUAUUUUGUAUGUCUUUUACUAAUUUUUUUUAAAAGAUAUAUAUUUGUUGUAGAGUAUUUAUUGGUUAGUUGACACUUGAAUCUGAGCUCAGUGGGAAACUCUUGUCUUGAUUCCCCCCCCCUCCCCCGUAGCGUUUACUUGCGUGUUAAAUAUACUUAAAGUUGAAAUCUUGUUAACUAGAACCACGAGGGGCAAUAAACAAUAUUUUAUCCCUAUGCAAAGUUACAGGAAUAUCAGACCAAUGCUGUACUAAGGUUGAUUUUUGCCCCCCUUAUUUUAAAAGUUUCAUUGUUGUUUCUUUCAGUCUCUAAGUACACACAUCUGUGUACAGUACAGUAUGUUACUGAAAUGUUGUCUUGUAGAUAUCUGUUGAGUUAGAUUUCUUACGCUAGUAAAAACAAGUAUAACUUACCUUCCCACUUGGGCUGGUUUUCACCUGAAAUUUAUUUAUUUUAUAAUAAAGUAAUCUUCUCAGGA
Sphaerodactylus townsendi is the source of this 4397-nucleotide messenger RNA. It is a transcript of the gene MAK, whose product is annotated as male germ cell associated kinase. The coding region runs from base 324 to 2261 and encodes 645 amino acids. The transcript has 15 exons. NCBI's taxonomy places the organism in Eukaryota, Metazoa, Chordata, Lepidosauria, Squamata, Sphaerodactylidae. Gene Ontology annotation, biological process: intracellular signal transduction; intraciliary transport; protein phosphorylation. Gene Ontology annotation, molecular function: ATP binding; protein serine/threonine kinase activity. The record is from RefSeq and is a predicted model, not a curated record. Gene Ontology annotation, cellular component: cilium; nucleus; cytoplasm.